AUGCCAGCAACCAGCAGAGCCCGCAAGAGCGCCAACGUUGUGACCGAGCAGGUCGAGCAAGUCGAGCAGGUCAAGGAGAUCGUGGCAAAGAAGACCACCAAGGCUCCCAAGACUGCUCUUGCCAACGUCACUAACGUCAAGGAGCAGAAGGAGGAAAUCAAGGAGCAGAAGCCCAAGGCUGGCAAGGGCAAGAAGGAGGCUGAGAAGGCUCCGAAGGAGGAGGCACCCAAGCAGCCAGAGAAGGAGGCUCCCAAGGCUACUGACAACAACAAGCCCAUGUCCAUCGAGGUGACAAAGGAUGGUCUUGUCUACCACUACAAUGGCGGAACCUUCUUCUACCCUGGAAAUUUCACCGUCUCCGCUCCAGCUGCUGCUCAAGAAAUCAUCGACAACGAGCCCGCGCAUGAAGUGAAGCAGGAGGAAGUUCCAGAGCUUGAGACCCUGAUGGCUUCAUCAAAGCUUGCGGCUGAGCCCCAGGAAGAGGCAAAGGGAAAGAAGGGAAAGAAGAAGGGCCCAAAGAACUGA
Guillardia theta CCMP2712 is the source of this 525-nucleotide messenger RNA. RefSeq lists its product as hypothetical. The record is from RefSeq and is a predicted model, not a curated record. The transcript has a single exon. Bases 1 to 525 code for a protein of 174 amino acids. Lineage: Eukaryota; Cryptophyceae; Pyrenomonadales; Geminigeraceae.